UUUCAGUCCUGUGGAAACUUUGUCUUUUCUGAAAUCCUGUAAAGCUGCUUUGUGACAACAUUCGUUGUAAAAAGCGUUAUACAAAUAAAUUUGAUUUGAUUUGAUUUGCUAUCACUAGCUGUACACCGUUGCUGUCUGUGUUGUCAUCAGGUAUAACAGAUGGUGUGCUGUAAAAACCUGGACAGCACAUCUGUGGCCGUCCAUGAGAAUGAGGUCUAUUGCAAGGCCUGCUAUGCCAAGAAAUAUGAGCAAAAAGGCUAUGGCCAUGGUGGAGGUGGACUGCUGAGUAUGGACCGAGACGAGUCAUUAGGAAUUAAACAUGAAGUUGCCAAGCCUCAUCAACCCACUAACAACUCAAACACCUCCACUUUUGCUCAGAGGUUUGGGGGCUCUGAUGUAUGCCGACGGGGUAACAAGACUGUGCAUGAAGCUGAGAAAGUCAUAGGAGCAGGAAGUACCUGUUUUCGUUGUGCUAAAUAUGGGAAAGGUCUGGAAUCCACCACUCUGGCUCACAAAGAUCGAGAGAUCUACUGUAAAGGUUGCUAUGCAAAAACCUUUGGUCCAAAGGGGUUUGGGUUUGGCCAAGGAGCUGGAGCCCUUGCUCAUGCUCAGUAGAACGGCAUGAUCCAGGAGAGUUACAUGAUCCAGUGCCUCAUUCCAUACACCUAAUUUCAACUUGUCUGAAGAGACUCAGACCAGCAGGCUGAUUCUUUCUGUGUGUACGAUUAUGUGUGACUCAUAAUUAUCUGGUUUCUAAGAGUACAAAUGCUUAUGUAAGAUUACUUAUGAACAUGACCAAAGGACAAGAACCAUAUAACUUUAGCCAUAUAACAAUAUCCAAUUGUAUAACCCCAUCGCCCAGGCUUACUACAGACUCAUAAUUUCGGCAUUCAAUGCCUUUUGGUUGUAGUAGAGAUUUCUUUGCCAUCUUGUUUACUGUGUAAUAAUGUCACCAUACUAGUAUUCAUACUGUAGACUACCAAACAAUUGAACACUGCACUUCUAUGUGAUGCUUUAAGUUGUACUGACCAAGCUCUUGGCCUCAUAUAGUACUCUGGAUUAAACGUGGGUUUUAUCAAACUGGGUUCCUUCCAGGCCACAGCUCUGCAGUGAGUACCAUUUUCUUUCUUUAAACACUCAAAGUCUGCAGUGCUGUUGUGGUCUUCUGUACUGUGCUGCUAUAUGCACAUGCUACAUAUCGGGGUUGCACAACGCUGGUCCUACAGGUCUGGUGUUCGUAACAGUUUUGUAGUUUGCCUUCUAAAACAUGCCCACUAAACAUGGAAAAAGUGUUGAGUCAGGAGUGUGCACUCCUGAGCCAAAUAUUUCCAAUAAUUUUAAAAUGCAUUGUAAAAGUUAAUUUCAAUCUGUAAUUGUUGUUUUGCCACCAAACCAUUAGUAAAAAUUUAACUCUUCA
Molecule: messenger RNA, 1417 nt
Organism: Pygocentrus nattereri (red-bellied piranha)
Lineage: Eukaryota; Metazoa; Chordata; Actinopteri; Characiformes; Serrasalmidae
Product: cysteine and glycine-rich protein 1-like
Exons: 5
Coding region: 160-615 (151 amino acids)
Biological process (GO): sarcomere organization; muscle tissue development
Cellular component (GO): nucleus; cytoplasm; Z disc
Molecular function (GO): structural constituent of muscle; actinin binding
Source: RefSeq, a predicted model, not a curated record